AUGUCCUCUUCACAGUUGCAUCCUCUGCGAGUCAACCCCGGCACCGGGGAGCCAUUCCUGCGUCUACCCAGUCCGCUUGAAGAUAUUAUCAUCACACCCCCUCGUGUGACCGACGCUCCUUCUAUCGUUGCCAUACUCAACGAUCCAACUGUGUGCCAGUGGUUGAAGGGCCCGCCAUACCCUUACUUGCCGUCCCAUGCCGAUAGUUGGUUGAAUGACGCGAAAAGGGAGUCGGAUGCCACACUGCUGGAGUUGAAGCAGACCUGUAGAGAGGAUUCCGACGGGACAUUGAAGCUGGUGGGAUCGUGUCCUGUAAGAAGUCUCAGAGCAGUGCAAGAGGACGGCACGGACGUUUACAUUGGCAACGUUGAUUUCCGUCGUUGUGCCUUCCUGGAAGAAGACCCCGCGGUCCGAGGACGUCUAUCUGAGGAGAACACACAGAGAGUGGUGGGCGAUCCCGCAAUCGUGUGGUGCCUGGGAGAUUAUCUUGCGCCCUCACAUCACGGGCGCGGCAUCAUGACCGCUGCAGUUGGCACGCUCUUGGCCUCUUGGGCGAUACCCAGGAUGGGCGUGCGGCGCAUGAGGGUGGAAAUAUUCAGGGGUAACAAUGGGAGUGUGCGGGUGUUUGAGAAGAACGGGUUCGUGCUAGAGAAGACGUUGGAUCAGGAGAAGGUGACAAACUACGGGAACACGAUCUACGGGCAUAACAUUCUGUGGUGGGAGCACAGUUAG
This is a messenger RNA of Sparassis crispa, 732 nucleotides long. RefSeq lists its product as hypothetical. Lineage: Eukaryota; Fungi; Basidiomycota; Agaricomycetes; Polyporales; Sparassidaceae. The record is from RefSeq and is a predicted model, not a curated record. The transcript has 2 exons. Gene Ontology annotation, molecular function: acyltransferase activity, transferring groups other than amino-acyl groups. The coding region runs from base 1 to 732 and encodes 243 amino acids.